This is a messenger RNA of Ambispora leptoticha, 810 nucleotides long. The record is from the annotation of a GenBank genome assembly. NCBI's taxonomy places the organism in Eukaryota, Fungi, Glomeromycota, Glomeromycetes, Archaeosporales, Ambisporaceae.
AUGCAUAAUGCCAAAGGAGGCGCUCCAUUACUUUUUCGAAAACGUUUGGCGGAUGACGAGAAAAAGUUUAUAGCGUUUACUCAUAUGAUGAUUGUAUACGUUCUUUUACGAUGGUUAAAUGCAAAGCGACUACCUUCACCACAAACAACAAGACUUCCGUCGUUAUUUAAAUUUAUUCCCAAUCUGUUUUCGCUUUAUUUCCCUGCGUUGGUAGUAGAAGAAUUUUUACACUUUUUCCUGCUACGAUAUUUUGUCCAUAUCCGUAACAUGAACAGCUUCACCAUUCGAGGCAGACCACCACCACCCGAAUCAAAAGACGACGAUUGUUGUGUAUGCAUGGGGGUUGGCAUAGGCACACACACCACAACAUUCUUUACAGACAUUGAAGAAGAUGAAUUCGCCGAUGAGAGCUGUCUCGGCGCACUAGAGAAUUAUUGUAAUAUACCGCAUCAUGUAGCACAUAGACCUUGUAUGUUUCGUUGGUUUACAACGGGAUUGGCGCGUGUCUCUGGCCCAAUACUAGAUUUCAAUCAACAACUGAAUCAAAUGCGACCGGCCCCCGUGUGUCCUAAAUGUCGUGGCAGCUUGGCCGUGGAAAUUAUCACCAAGGAUUCUUUGGUGGAUGAUGAUAAUUGGAGAAAUAGAACCACUUGGAAUUCAAGGAUUAAUUCUUUAAUCAGAGAUUGGAGGAAGGUGAUGAAUUGGCGUUGGAUAUUUGCUAGAAGUGAAUUGACAAUCGCGUAUAUAUUGAUUGUGUGGAGAAUAUUAAAAUGGAGAGAAAAAGCACAAGACAAAUUAUUAAGACGAUAA